AAUGGUGCAACACGAGUGUAAAACGUGUAAGAAGCGCGUUAUCUAAAGAAUUCUCUAUAAAAUUUAAAAACAAUAGUGUCAGUAUUUGAAUAUUGUAGUAAACAAAUUUUAUGUAGAGGAAGUGCCAUUUAAAAGCGAAACUGUAAACGAAAAGUGUGUCGAGAACUAUUUUGACAACUACUUUUGAACGGAGGGAAGAGGUUAUGGCGAAACACUUGGUACAAAUAAUUGUUAUGGGCACGCAAGUCGUGGUCAAAGCGUUCACACGAGCAUUACGACAAGAAAUUGCUGCGAGUCAAGCUGCUGCAAAUAAAGCAGGCUCUGGCAGACGAGGAGCUCAACAUGUUGCAGCUAACUAUAAGACCGGCAUUUCUUUAGAGGAAGCUCUACAGAUUUUAAACGUUGACCGAGUUGACCAAGUGGAAACUAUCGAACGUAAUUAUAAAUACCUUAUGGAAGUCAACGACAGAUCGAAAGGUGGUUCCUUUUAUAUUCAAUCAAAAAUUGUACGUGCUAAGGAACGUAUCGACGAAGAACUGAAAAAUACCAAAGUUCCUCCUCCAAAGACAAACUUUGCACAACAAGAAAGUUCGAAACAACCAUGA
Habropoda laboriosa is the source of this 605-nucleotide messenger RNA. RefSeq names its product mitochondrial import inner membrane translocase subunit Tim16 (gene blp). NCBI's taxonomy places the organism in Eukaryota, Metazoa, Arthropoda, Insecta, Hymenoptera, Apidae. The record is from RefSeq and is a predicted model, not a curated record. Gene Ontology annotation, biological process: protein import into mitochondrial matrix. The transcript has a single exon. The coding region runs from base 204 to 605 and encodes 133 amino acids. Gene Ontology annotation, cellular component: TIM23 mitochondrial import inner membrane translocase complex.